GGCGAGCACUUCCCUUUGUGGCGGCCGGCGGCGCCAUGGAGGCGGAGGCCGAGCGGCGGCGGGAGCAGCGGCGGCGCCGGGACGUGGCGGUGAAGGCCGAGAAGCGCAGCCCCCGGCGCUCCGCCUCCCGCUCGGCGCGGGGCAGCCAGUCUCCGCCGGCCGAGGAGCGGCGGGGCAGCCGCGGCAGGAGCAGCAGGUCGCCCAAGAGGAAGAGCAAGUCCGGGCGGAGGAGCCGGUCCCCGCGCGGCAGGAGGAGCCGCAGCCCGCACUACGCCGCCGUGAAGGUGAAGCAGGAGCGAGAUGAUCAUUGCCGGAGAGGAAACGAGGAGCGAAAGCAGAGAUACCCAUCGGAACCAGAACACAGGAGAGACAGGAGUGGUGACAGAGACCGACACAGAGACCACGCAGACAGAAGGAAGAACCCAAACGAACGGCCGGGAGCCCGAGGCCACGAGCGAGAGAGGGAUGUCCAGAACAUCCGUGAGCAGCAAGCAGAGAGGGAGUUUUACAACGAGAGAAGACGAGAGCAUCGACAAAACAACCAAGGCGGUGGUGUGGACCAGAAACCAGAACUGGGGCAAUCUGAUAACAAACCUAAAGAAAAACCUGCUGUGAAAAAAGAGAAGCCAAGCUUUGAACUGUCGGGUGCGCUGCUGGAGGACACCAACACUUUCCGAGGUGUGGUGAUCAAGUACAGCGAGCCCCCCGAAGCUCGCAUUCCGAAGAAGCGCUGGCGCCUUUAUCCUUUCAAAAACGAUGAGUUUCUGCCAGUCAUGUACAUUCACAGGCAGAGUGCUUAUCUCCUGGGCAGGCACCGCAGGAUUGCAGAUAUUCCCAUCGACCACCCCUCCUGCUCGAAGCAGCACGCGGUGUUUCAGUACCGGCUCGUGGAGUACACCCGUGCUGACGGUACCGUUGGCCGCAGAGUGAGGCCCUACAUCAUCGACCUGGGCUCCGGGAACGGCACUUUCCUAAACAACCAGCGGAUCGAGCCGCAGCGCUACUAUGAACUGAAGGAGAAGGAUGUGCUCAAGUUCGGGUUCAGCAGCAGGGAAUACGUUCUUCUCCAUGAAUCCUCAGAUAAAUCCGAGGCCAACACAAAGGACGAUGAUGAUGAUGAGGAGAAGGAGGAAGAGUCUGACAGUUAACAGCUGAGAAGGGAAUGGGAAGGGGCAGGAGAGAGAAAUUGCAGUUGAACGUGCGUUGGAGCAUCGCAGCACUGAUGCCUCUUAUUGCCUUAAAGUCCUUUUUCCGUUGCUGUUCUGUUCUCAUGGUUUAUUUUGGGGGACUUUCCUGAUUAUUCAUUUCUGAUAGUUCUGCAUAUUGGGAAAUACAGCUCUUUUUUUUGUUGGUUUUUUUUCUUUGCUUUUUCUCCCCAACAAGCAAAAGAGCACCUGGAUGUGAAAGCUCUGAUGCUGGGACUACUUCACAGGUGUAUGAAGGACAUUGCUGCCAGGAAAUGACUUAGAACACAGCUGGUGUAUUUAAAAGUAUUUUUAUUGACUGUUUUGUCAUAGCCCUUCGAAAAUGCUCCUUAACAGACAUAUUAGUUAGCAAGUGCCCCCAUGAGGUUUGUAACUCCGUAGUUUGCCAGAUUCCUUUGCCUAGUAGGAAUUCCAGGCGGGAGAAUUUACCUGGCUGGCUACUGAAAAGGUGGGGAAGUUGCCAUGCUCUGGGUACUUGCUUUGCCUUGUGAGGGUAUUUCACUGGAAUUCACCACCUGAAAAUCACGAGGCAAUUUGAAACAGAAGUUAAACUCUUCCUGGGCUUUCAGGUGCUGCCGAUGUGGUUUGGGAGCCGAGGUCGGGGUCGUGUUCCCACACAUGGUGCUGAGCUUAUGCUGCAUGUCGAGUGUCUGGGGCUGGAGCCUUUAUUUCUGGCAGCACCCCAG
Messenger RNA from Strigops habroptila (Kakapo), 1891 nucleotides. It is a transcript of the gene SNIP1, whose product is annotated as Smad nuclear interacting protein 1. The transcript is spliced from 4 exons. Bases 36 to 1148 code for a protein of 370 amino acids. Gene Ontology annotation, molecular function: protein binding; mRNA binding. The record is from RefSeq and is a predicted model, not a curated record. Gene Ontology annotation, cellular component: nucleus. Lineage: Eukaryota; Metazoa; Chordata; Aves; Psittaciformes; Psittacidae. Gene Ontology annotation, biological process: miRNA processing.